Messenger RNA from Diospyros lotus (date-plum), 582 nucleotides. RefSeq lists its product as uncharacterized. The record is from RefSeq and is a predicted model, not a curated record. The transcript has a single exon. NCBI's taxonomy places the organism in Eukaryota, Viridiplantae, Streptophyta, Magnoliopsida, Ericales, Ebenaceae. Bases 1 to 582 code for a protein of 193 amino acids.
AUGGAAGCAGAAUCAAGUCAUGGAAUGCCGGCAACACCAAUAUUUGGUGGCGACAACUACCUGGUAUGGGCUAUCAAAAUGGAAGUCCAUCUCAAGGCACAAGAUCUUUGGGAAGCAACUGAGCAAGACUACGAAGUCGCUAAUUUGCUGGUCAAUCCAACCAUGAACCAAAUAAAGAUUCACAAGGAGAGGAAGACAAGGAAGGCUAAAGCCAUAGCCUACUUGUAUGUUGCAGUUUCUCCCAAUAUUUUCACAAAAAUCAUGAACAUGUCUUCAGCAAAAGCCAUUUGGGAUCAUCUCAAAGAAGAAUACCAAGGCAAUGAACAAGUGAAUAAUAUGCAAGUUUUAAACUUGAUCAGAGAGUUUGAAAUGCAAAGAAUGAAGGAGUACACUGACAUGUUGCUUAGCCUUGCUAACAAAGUAAGGUUGUUAGGUAAGGAUUUUCCUGAUCAAAGAAUCAUUGAAAAAAUACUUGUUACACUUCUAGAGAGGUAUGAAGUCACCAUCUCUUCUCUAGAAAAUGUAAAAGAUCUGUCAAUGUUGUACUUUGAUGAAGCUUCAAUAUCGCUGCGUUUGGCAUAA